GGUACAGACGACCGCCAGCAUGCAUCUCUCAGGAGGCAUUGCUUUGAUUCCCCCAAAUCCCAUUCUCCCGAGGGACGACCUACGUGCUUAUGCUUACGAAGGAGAUGGACUGUCCUCUGGGUCACUGUCUUCGGCUACUUCUUCAGGCCAGCAGGGAGAACAAGGAGACGAGGCUAGUAUUAGAGUGUUGGUCCCCGCUUUUUUAGACGUGAUGGACCUUCUGAAGAACCUCCCAGACGCCACAAAAUCCCCCGACCUCCACGUCUCCCGAAGUAACUCAGCGACGACGAAGACAUUGGUUAAAAAACAGCCCAAAACUCCUCCAUUGAUGACGACCUCCUUGGACCCAACGCCAUUACCUGACUCGUGUUUUCCAGGUUGUACCUCAGGGCAAAGGAAAUGCCCGAGCUGUAUUUCCCUCAAGCAGUCACCCGCAAAAGGGAAGGCCUCUCGAUGUGACCUGGAGAUGACAACACCUUGCUAAGAUGGAGGCGCUCGAUUCCCUCUGAGUUUAAAUGCGAUAAACAUGUUUUUUUUUUUCUUAUUUCUUCUCAUUUUUCUAGUAUCAUUUUGCGCACGAGACGAUGCACAGUCAAACACAAAGAAUUAAACACAAGUUAUUCUGGCGCCUUUUCCUUUACAUUUUCAUGACGUUCAUUGUAAUAAUAAGCAUAAUGAUAAUAACAAUAACACUAUUAAUAAUAAUAGCACCAAUAAUCUUACUAAUAAUGCUGAUAACAACUGUAAUUACACUAAAUAUCGGUCAAAAUUCAAACAAAAAUACAAAAUGAAAAAAGGACAGAAAGACUAACUUAACAUAUAUGCUACAGGAACAUGUUCAGUGAUUUUAUUUAUUAUAACAAAACAUAUAAAGCAAUAAGAUAUUAAAAGCCCAGAAACUGGACAAUUAGUAGCAACUUCAUAAGCUCAGAAUAAUCUAGAUUUAGAUUUAAAUAUUUGCUUCUAUAUGUUUUUAUAUGGCACUAUAAUUUUCACCAUUGCUCCUGCUGUUAUUUUUAUUAUUAUUAUUAUUAUUAUUAUUAUU
This is a messenger RNA of Penaeus monodon (black tiger shrimp), 1045 nucleotides long. RefSeq lists its product as uncharacterized. The transcript is spliced from 2 exons. Gene Ontology annotation, biological process: homophilic cell-cell adhesion. NCBI's taxonomy places the organism in Eukaryota, Metazoa, Arthropoda, Malacostraca, Decapoda, Penaeidae. Gene Ontology annotation, molecular function: calcium ion binding. The record is from RefSeq and is a predicted model, not a curated record. Bases 20 to 484 code for a protein of 154 amino acids.